This is a messenger RNA of Prunus armeniaca (apricot), 549 nucleotides long. Lineage: Eukaryota; Viridiplantae; Streptophyta; Magnoliopsida; Rosales; Rosaceae. The record is from the annotation of a GenBank genome assembly.
AUGAGUUACUCAAAGUUGCUUGUGCUAUUGUUUGGCCUGGUGGUUCUCAUCAGUUCAUCUCUAGCUGAGUACAAUGAAAAACCCAAGCCACCCACUCCUUCUCCUAUUUACAAGCCCCCAGCUCCCAUCAAGAAGCCAUCACCACCAAUAGUGCCCAAACCCAAACCACCAACUCCUCCUAUUUACAAGCCCCCAGCUCCCAUCAAGAAGCCAUCCCCACCAAUAGUGCCCAAACCCAAACCACCAACUCUGCCUCCUAGAGUGGUGAGGCCACCACCACCCUCACCUUAUGGCAAACCACCAAGCACUCAGCCUCCUAUUAUACAUGUACCGCCGCCUACACCGGUGACCAAGCCACUUCCACCACCUUAUCCUAAGACACCAACUCUACCUCCAGUUGUGAAACCACCCACACCUAGUUACCCUAAACACCCUCCUCCAAUCAAGGCUCCUCUACCCCCAAAAAAGCCAGAAGGGAAGAAACCUCUACCUCCAACUCCAUAUAAGAAGAAGCCUCCCCCAUACUACAGUCCACCCCACAAGCCCUGA